Messenger RNA from Laccaria bicolor S238N-H82, 762 nucleotides. RefSeq lists its product as uncharacterized. The transcript has 4 exons. Bases 1 to 762 code for a protein of 253 amino acids. The record is from RefSeq and is a predicted model, not a curated record. Lineage: Eukaryota; Fungi; Basidiomycota; Agaricomycetes; Agaricales; Hydnangiaceae.
AUGUAUGAUGAGGCUUCCUGCUGGCCGGCUUUUAUGGCUUGGCUGGAAAUGCAAAUCUGUUAUGAAUGUUUGCGUUUGCUAUUCGACGGCCACAUUUUCCUCUUUCCCGCUACGCCCACAUUUUCCUCGUUCCCACUACACAUCAUCAUUAUAUCCUUUGGCCAUUUCAACAGCGAUGCCUUCGUUUUCGGCCCGGCUCCUGUCUUCGUCUACACUCAAGAGAGGACAACACCACGCCCACCACCUUCGACCGAAUUGUUGGACUUGGAUCCAAACUCCCCACGUGCAAGGGGUUUAUGUCGCAAGUACAAUAUCAAGGUUGUGUCUGAUGACAGCAUUGGUGAUCGCACGGGCAUGGUAGCCGAGGUCGUUCAGGCAAUUGGCAAAGUGUGGGAAAGAGCUAUGGACCCCGAGGCUUCAUCCGACCCUUCGAUUAGGAAUUUGCAGGCCGCCUUUGAUAAAUUGUUGACGAGGGGAGAUGAGUUUACCGAGAUGGAUCGUAUGGACCUGGUUCGUCAUAGCGAAAUUCACCAGGAGGCGCUCAGAUCCCUGCCUGACAGCAUAGCGACAACGAGCCAUUAUCGGUAUGUUUUGGCCACCUUGAGGAGGGAGAAAGACCGGUUGCGUGAACAAAUCGAUUCAGACCGUGAUCUGGUUGCAGCAAUGGACGCUACUUUAGAAGGACUACGGCCAUUCAUCCCAGACGAGAUCCCAGACAAGGGGAAGGGGAGGGACAAAAGGGAUGGACCAGGGUUUAAGUAG